Messenger RNA from Macroventuria anomochaeta, 1844 nucleotides. RefSeq lists its product as uncharacterized. The coding region runs from base 277 to 1689 and encodes 470 amino acids. The transcript has 2 exons. NCBI's taxonomy places the organism in Eukaryota, Fungi, Ascomycota, Dothideomycetes, Pleosporales, Didymellaceae. The record is from RefSeq and is a predicted model, not a curated record.
AAGCACCUUAACAACAAGGCGACCCGAGCUUAGACGCGUAAUGUUGUACGAGGGUAAGCUGAACUUGCUGUGAUAGGUCGCAUCAUGCGAACUUGCAGAUGUGGGCAUGGUAUGGCUGCGGUAAGGCUUACACUGCGUGUUGUGGCUGAGCGUGUGCGAGCGUGAGAUCUGACUCGGGUAAACAUAAGGUGGGCAUGGCUUCUCUCAGACUCUCUUUUCCUUUUUCUUCUUUUGCUUUGCGUUGCUGUCACGUGCUGUUGUACUUUUUAAGUGAAGAUGGCGAGUUGGUUUCGCAGAAGCCCUCAGAGCCCCGAGUGCAUAGUCAGCCCACAGGCGCCUGGUUGCGGAGGUACGCACGAAGCUACACAAACCGUGCCAGCGACAACAAAUGGUUCGCCGACUGGAACCACGGAGAUAGCUGGGGAAACGGAAGUGUUUCUUCAACCAACAGCCAGCAACGCUGAAGUCUUCACGACUAUCAUCACCAAUGACGACGGUUCUUUCUACACAAGAGUCUCUACGAUCUUUCCUACAACAACUGCAACUGCAGCAUCGACUACAACAAUCUCUCCGUCGGUAACCACUGAAGUACCGAAGGGCGCACAGGCGACAAGUAAGAGCAGCAACAACGAUGGUGUGAGCAAAGGCGCAGUUGCCGGUAUCGCAAUCGGAACCUGUAUCGUUGGCGCGGUUAUCGCCUUUGUCGUCGCUUGGCUCCUGUUCAAGAGGCGGGACAGGAAGUUUGUCCAGAAGACUUGCCCUUCGGGUUACCCCAUCUACGCCGAUUCCUCGCCAGAGCUAGUCAUGGUGCAGAAGAGCGCUGCAACAGGGAGCCCGUAUGUUCAGGUUUCGCAGACCCAGAUGCGCACACCUGUCCCGGUCCCAGCACGUACUCCUGCUGCUGUCUCUCCGCAAGGAGUGAGCGAUGCUCUAGCUGGUAUCCUGCCGCCUGAUGCAAGCGAGCAUGAUGUCCAGAACCGCGUGUUGGCGCUGUUCGGGCAGAUACAUCGACACAUCGACACGUACUAUCGUGACGUACACGCCAGCAUUACGCCUAGCAUGGACUCUGAUCUGGCAUCAUUUGGGAAGGAUGUAGAUAUGCUUGAGCUGCUGCAAAACUGCUCAAGUCCAACAGUCGCGCUCAAGCACGCCCUCUUAGCAUUCGUGCUCAGCACCACGGAAUCGAAGAGUGAGGGUACGGAGCAGGCCCUCUGGCCAGACGAGCUUGCAAGUGUCCUGGGCCAGGACCAAAAUCUCCCAAGUCCAGAUUCCAGCCGACUAUCUACUGCUCAAGCCCUCCACCGCCGCCUUACAGUCUACCUUUAUACCCGCGCAAACGCACUUACACCACAAAACCGAUCGCAGUCCCGCCUUUCCAAUCUCUCCGCCUUCUCGUUGACGCGCAAAAUGUCCUCCACCAUUCGUGAAGCAGCAGAGCACUUCUCCCUGACUUUCUUCCCUUGGGCGAACCCCACCUUUGGCGACCAAGAGCGGGAAAGUGAUUUGGCGGGAAUCAUUGGCGAGGCACUGGAAUGCAGGAUCUGGUUGUAUGGUCAGAUGGGUGAGUGGGGCUUUGAGUGGGAGGUUCCGGGUAGAGGUGCGGUGGUUGUUGCGCCGGCUUUGGUUUUGAGGGAGGAUGGGAGGGGGCCGAGGAGGGUGGUUCUAGACCAGAGUGUCGUUGGGAUCUAGGCAGCUGUUUGGCUCUAUAUAUGCCUGGCGAGAAUGGAAGCCAGUAUAGGUGGGUUGCGGUAAUGUCAAUCUGUCACAUGUUGAUUGGUAGUUGGACACUCGAACCCCGAAACACAAUAUUAGUUUGACCCACAUGAACCACCAAUGUCGUAAAC